Darwinula stevensoni is the source of this 852-nucleotide messenger RNA. The record is from the annotation of a GenBank genome assembly. NCBI's taxonomy places the organism in Eukaryota, Metazoa, Arthropoda, Ostracoda, Podocopida, Darwinulidae.
CUUUCAGAUAUGCGCUACUAUAAAAUGGAUCAUCCCUUGCGAGGAAAAGCAUUAAUUUUUAACCAAGAAAAGUUCCUGAUCGGUCUGCCAGAGCGAACGGGUACUGAAUUUGACAGGAAUCGUCUAGCAAGGAUUCUGAAACAGUUAAAAUUUGAGGUUAUUGUGUAUGAAAAUCAUAGGCAUCAACGUAUUCGAAGUCUCAUUGAAAAAGUGGCCCUGGAGGAUCACGAUCAAUGUGACUGCAUUCUUGUGUGCUUCAUGAGCCAUGGUGAUGAGUACGGGAAUCUUUUUGGGAGUGAUGGAGCCAUCAGGUUUGAUGAACUAUGGACCCCCUUCAUGGAUGACUGUUGUCCAUCUUUAGCGGGGAAGCCAAAAAUUUUUAUUAUACAAGUUGAGUACUGGCUGAGUCUUUGCCUUUUUCUCAAAUUCAUGAUAUCCUGUCGGGGUAGUAAAGUGAAUGAUGGUAAUAAUGUGAUGGAGACAAGGAACUACAGCCAGCCUGACUCCACCAAAGAACUAGGUGCACACUACAACAGCUCCAUCCCACCGGACUUCCUGUUUGUAUUCUCGACAACCCAUGGCACUAAUGAUAUCAGGCAAAUGCUUGAUUUUGUCUUCAUUGAAGGUUAUUGUUCCUGGCGGAAUCCAACUGAAGGAUCACACUUUCUACAGUGCCUAUGUGAUGUCCUUCAGCAAGGUUCCCAAGAUGAAGAUCUGUUGAGUUUGUUAGAAGAAGUAUCUAAGAAAAUUGAAAAAGAAUCUUACUAUUGUCAUGAGUCUGAUGGGCAACUGAUGAAGCAGAUGCCCGAUAUAAAAUAUAAUUUGACUAAAAAGUUAAAGCUUCACAUUCAU